This is a messenger RNA of Pseudozyma hubeiensis SY62, 1356 nucleotides long. RefSeq names its product mitochondrial protein kinase. Gene Ontology annotation, cellular component: mitochondrion. Gene Ontology annotation, biological process: protein phosphorylation; regulation of glucose metabolic process. Lineage: Eukaryota; Fungi; Basidiomycota; Ustilaginomycetes; Ustilaginales; Ustilaginaceae. The coding region runs from base 1 to 1356 and encodes 451 amino acids. The transcript has a single exon. The record is from RefSeq and is a predicted model, not a curated record. Gene Ontology annotation, molecular function: pyruvate dehydrogenase (acetyl-transferring) kinase activity.
AUGGUGCAGUUCGGACGCAAUCCGAAUCCAGGAACAAUCCUCCAAGCAGGUAGCUUCCUCGCCGAAGAGCUUCCCAUCAGACUGGCACAUCGUGUCAAGGAGCUCGACGAAUUGCCACAUGAUCUCUCCAAGAUGCCCUCCAUCGUCAAGGUCAAGAACUGGUACGCGCAGUCGUUUGAGGAGCUCGUCAACUUUCCCAAGCCUAGACUUUCCGAUUCGGUACAGAAGCUGCUGCAGACCUCCUCAAAAGCGUUAGAGCCGCUCCCCGAAUCCAAGCCGAAUCCAAGCCUGCUAGAAUCGGCCACCAUCACCGACAGCGACGCCGGGCUCGCAAAGGCGCUCGUGCCCAACAAAGCAAACGGCAAGAACGGCGGGGGCUCAAGAUCACGCGCGCUCCUCGAACACCGAUACUAUGCAAAUCUGCCAGACCACCAGUGGCCCAGCGAGAUUGAGCAGUACAACGAGGACUUCACAAAGGCGCUCGAGAAGAUCAAGAAGAGGCACGACGCCGUCGUCACCACCAUCGCCCAGGGUGUGCUCGAAUACAAGCGCUCAAGAAAGCGCAACACGGUACAGGCCGAUGUCCAGUCCUUCUUGGAUCGCUUCUACCUCUCACGUAUCGGCAUCCGCAUCCUCAUUGGUCAACACAUCGCCCUCAGUCGUUCGUCACAGCAACCUGCCUCGAAGCUCAUCGGCAGCGGCAGCAGCAGCAGCAAUAGCGGCGACUAUUCGCUCUCGGACCAGAUCGCGCGCGUCAAGGUGGAUGGCAACCAGGAGCACGAGCAGUACGUCGGCAUCAUCUGCACCAACACCAACGUCGGCGCCAUGGCGCACGAGGCCAUCGAGAAUGCGCGCUUUGUCUGCGAGGAGCACUACGGCCUGUUCAAGGGUCCUCCCGUGCAGCUCGUGUGCCCAUCAGAUCUGACGUUCAUGUACGUGCCAAGCCACUUGAACCACAUGCUCUUCGAGCUGCUCAAGAACUCGCUUCGAGCCGUGGUGGAGCGGUACGGCGUAGAUCAGGAGGACAACUUCCCACCGAUCAAGGUGAUCGUCGUCGAGGGCAAGGAGGACAUCACCAUCAAGAUCAGCGAUGAGGGUGGAGGAAUCCCGCGAAGCGAGAUGCCGCUGGUGUGGACCUACAUGUACACCACGGCGCAGUCGGAAGAUUUGGAUCCCGAGUUCAACGCCUCCGAUUUCAAAGCGCCCAUGGCAGGUUUCGGGUACGGUCUGCCGCUCGCAAGACUGUACGCACGCUACUUUGGCGGAGACCUCAAGCUCAUCUCGAUGGAAGGGUACGGCACGGAUGUGUACGUCCACUUGAAUCGUCUUUCGUCGAGCAGCGAGCCGCUUCCGUAG